Messenger RNA from Closterium sp. NIES-65, 331 nucleotides. The record is from the annotation of a GenBank genome assembly. Lineage: Eukaryota; Viridiplantae; Streptophyta; Zygnematophyceae; Desmidiales; Closteriaceae.
ACUUUCCCCCUCAUCUGCGCUCUCUCACCUCACUCCAAGACCUUCCUUGUUCCGCCCGUCUCGUCCCCUAACCCUGUGCCUUCCCAUAGUGGGGGCGUGCUACAGAUGUCUGGACUGCAGCUUUUUGCAGUGUGUGUGGGAUUACGCAUCACUUCCCUCCCUUCCCUUCUCUCUACCCCCACCAGGCCUUCCCCAUAGUGGGGCCGCGCUACAGGUGUCAGGAGUGCAGCUGUUGCACUGUAUGUGGGGCCACACAUCAGUUUCUUCCCCUCCCUUCUCUCUACCCCCACCAGGCCUUCCCCAUAGUGGGGGCGCGCUACAGCUGCCUUGA